Messenger RNA from Cimex lectularius (bed bug), 3920 nucleotides. RefSeq names its product disintegrin and metalloproteinase domain-containing protein 10 (gene kuz). The record is from RefSeq and is a predicted model, not a curated record. NCBI's taxonomy places the organism in Eukaryota, Metazoa, Arthropoda, Insecta, Hemiptera, Cimicidae. The coding region runs from base 185 to 2776 and encodes 863 amino acids. The transcript is spliced from 15 exons. Gene Ontology annotation, molecular function: metalloendopeptidase activity. Gene Ontology annotation, biological process: Notch signaling pathway; membrane protein ectodomain proteolysis. Gene Ontology annotation, cellular component: plasma membrane.
UUUUAGUACACAAAAACCCCAACCGUCGUCGAGGGAUAUGCUCUACCGUCGUGGAAGCCAUGAUUCGACUCUGGUGCUUUUUCGUCCACGGGCUCACCAGCUGAACACCGUCUGUGACAUGUAGCUCUCGGACGUACGAUUUUAAAGUUUAAGUGAUGAUUGUGAUAUAGUUUAGUUAUGAACAAUGUUUGGUGCUUUUGGGAAUAUUGUGUUUUUAAUCCUACUGGUGCCAUACAUAGAGAGUGCGAACCGACUGAACGAGUACAUCUCGCACUACGAGGAGGCGGCCUACUCGAGGGAGGAGACCCUCUCGGCCCACCAUCGAGCCAAAAGAUCAGCCGUCUCCAACCGGGAGGCCGCCGUCCAGCUGUCCUUCCGUGCCCAUGGACGUUCCUUCCGACUCAGGCUGAAAAGAGAUACGGACACAUUCAGCCAACACAUCGAGGUAGUCGAUUCCGCGGGACGGCACCUCCCUCACGACACGUCGCACCUCUACCAGGGUCAUCUGAUUGGUGAAAGUGGGAGCACAGUCUUCGGUUCCAUAUUAGAUGGGCAUUUCGAGGGCAAGAUAAUCACCUCUGAUGAAUCCUACUAUGUUGAGAAGGCGUCAAGAUACUUCCCAGACAACACGAACAAGAGCUUUCAUUCAGUUAUUUACAAAGAUUCUGACGUAGAAGACCCAUACAGACACAAAAGAACCGGAGGUCAUGUCGGUGGCUGUGGUAUCACGGACGAGGUCAGCCAAUGGAUGGAGACCAUACAGAAUUCUGCCGCCGAGGAAGAAGAAAACAAGCGAAAGUUACCAAAAAAAUACUCAGGUUUAAGUGAUAGUGAUAAAAAACACAAAUUUGGUGCUACCAGCGCCGAUUUAAGAGGAGAGACUCCUUACAACAAAUAUAGCAGAGAGGCAAACGUAAAACACAAAAGGGAGAAAAGGGCAGCUAGACCCAAAGAAGAGAAUAGAAACACGUGUUCGCUGUUCAUUCAGACAGAUCCGUUAAUAUGGAGGCAUAUAGCACAUCAGUUAAAUAAUGAUUCAGAGAAAACACGAGAAGAAAUUCUCUCCUUGAUUGCACAUCAUGUAACAGCAGUUAAUUACAUAUACAGAGAUACAAAAUUUGAUGGAAGAAUAGAACAUCGGAACAUUAAGUUUGAAGUUCAAAGGAUAAAAAUUGAUGAUGAUCAGCCAUGUCGUCCACACUUCAAUGGAGAUCACAAUCCAUUCUGUAUGGAAAAUAUAGAUGUCAGCAAUUUCUUAAAUCUUCAUUCUUUAGGGAACCAUGAAGAUUUUUGUUUAGCGUAUGUCUUUACAUAUCGAGAUUUCACUGGUGGGACGUUAGGGUUGGCUUGGGUCGCAUCUGCAUCAGGUGCUUCUGGAGGGAUUUGCGAGAGAUACAAAACUUACACUGAAACAGUGGGAGGCCUGUAUCAGUCAACAAAGAGAAGCCUUAACACUGGAAUUAUUACUUUUGUCAACUACAACAGCCGAGUCCCACCCAAAGUUUCACAGUUGACACUGGCCCAUGAGAUUGGUCAUAAUUUCGGCUCGCCUCAUGACUACCCUUCUGAGUGCCGACCAGGAGGUCAGAGUGGAAAUUACAUUAUGUUCGCAUCUGCGACAAGCGGUGAUAGACCAAACAACAGCAAGUUUUCAUCGUGUAGCAUUGGCAACAUUAGCAAUGUUUUAGAUGCCAUUGAAGACGAGAAGAAAUGGAAUUGUUUUAAAGCUUCCGCUGGAGCAUUUUGUGGGAACAAGAUUGUUGAGAAUGGAGAGGAAUGUGACUGUGGGUAUGAUGAUUUGGAAUGCAAUGACAAAUGCUGUUAUCCAAGGAUUCUUAAUGAAAUUGACAAAAGAAAAAACAGUUCAGCAAAAGGUUGUAGCCGUAAAGCUAACACUCAGUGCAGUCCUAGUCAGGGACCAUGCUGCAUGAGUGAUGAAUGUAGAUUUGUGCCGAAAUUUCAGCAUAUGAGGUGUAAGCCUGAAUCUGAAUGUUCGUGGAGUUCCGUCUGUGAUGGAACUUCACCAACAUGCCCUGCACCAAGUCCUAAAGCCAAUAAAACUAGGUGUAAUGAAGGAACUCAGUUGUGCAUCAAUGGUGAAUGUCGAGGCUCAAUAUGCCUUGAAUGGAACAUGACCGAGUGUUUCCUCACAUCACAGGGUGGAAAUGUAAUUGAUAAGAGAUCACUUUGUGAGCUAGCUUGUCAGAACGGCAGUGAUACUUCGACGUGUCGUAGCACGAGUGAAUUUGCGGCUAGAGUUGGCCUCCCGCCCAAAGGGAUCUCCCUUCGUCCCGGUUCCCCCUGUGAUAACUUUCAAGGCUACUGUGAUGUGUUUUUAAAAUGUAGAGCAGUUGACGCUGAAGGCCCCUUAGCAAGACUGAAAAAUAUGCUCUUUAACAAAGAAACGCUUCUCACUCUAACUCAAUGGGUUACGGAGUAUUGGUGGGCAUGUCUCUUGAUGGGAAUAGCAUUUAUUGUCUUUAUGGGUGUAUUCAUCAAGUGCUGUGCUGUUCACACACCUUCUUCCAAUCCAAAGAAACCACCCGCAAGAAGGUUUUCAGAAACUCUUCGACGACCUAUUCACACCCUUAGGAGAAUGACUCCUGCUCAUGGUUCUCGUCCAGGAGGAAGAAGGGGACCAGCACACGGCUACGGGGAAGGUAGGGGGCAUUACUACCCGCCGAAAGCUUCGGCACCACCAGCAAGCCGUUCUGAUCUCUAUGCGGGUGCUUAUACGGAUAGAAACACAUUUCAUAUGAGACAGCACAAAGUUUGACGGAAAUUUAUUUGCAGGUAUGACGGAUACCUGGGCCAAAGAACUCUUGUCAUUUAUUUUCAAGAUUGUGAAAGUGUUGUGUAGACGUAUUGUUUCAACGCCACGUUGUGCUGUCAUUUACUUCUAAGACAGACAUAUUUGAACUGAUAUAAAUAGUUAAAAAUAUAUAAAUAUAUAUAUAUAUUUUGGAAACUUUAUCUCUUAUAAUAAUUUUAACGUGGAGUCAUUUGCUCUAAGACUCUAAUUUUAUUAUUUUUUAUUAUUGUAUUUAUACCUUCUUUUUAAGUAUUUAUUUAGACUUUUUUUAAUUGUUUCUGUCAGAAAAUUUUCAGUACCUCAUGUUUAUGUUCUCAAAAGCGCUAGUUGACGCUAGGUGUAAGCUUUAUAUUUGAUGAUGUACAAUGGGCGAGUAGCUAUAAAAGAAAAAUUGCAACAAAAAAUUACAAUGUAAAAACAGAAAGCUUUCAAGAUUUCUGAAGUAUUUAACCAAAUUUGCCCAGUUGUAGGUGCAUCAGUAAUUUUAUAAUUAUAUACAUAUAUAUAAAUAUAUAAAUAUUGUAUAGGUCCAAAGAUUAUUUUACAGUCAAGGGUGUAAUUUUAUUGUAAGAUAAAAAGUUUGAGUAUGUGGACAAGCUGCAAUGCUACAACUCAAAACAUAUCGUGUUGUUCAGUUUAAUUAUCAUCCAGAAUUAAAUGUCGAUAAAAAAAUUAGUUAAUGACAUUUAAGGCAUUAUGUAUUAAGUUUAUAAUAUCCAGGCAAAAUAUAAGGCUUCCACAAUUUCAUACAAAAUAUAUAAAAAAUAUUUAAAAAACUUCAAAAAAAUGUUGUAUAAAUGUAAGUAGCUUCUUGACCAAUAACGAAUUUAAUUUUGUUUACAAUGUUUUAAAGAUGGAUGUGACAUUUGCUUUAUUUUUGUAAUACCAAAAUGUGCCCAUUAAAUAAUUUUACCUUUUAUUUUCAAGUCAAAUGUAUUUUCCAUUUAAUAAAUUGUCAUAAUAUUAGAAUGUAUAAACAAUCUCCUAUAUUUGUACAAAUAACUAUUGUUGACCUGCAAUUUUCAUUAAUUAAUUGAUCAUAAUUCUGAUUAUUGUGUACAUUCUUUGUUCAUGUAGACACUAAAUAAAGUUGUUAUUUAUUUGGGAA